GCGUCCUUCAGCCAUUUGCUACCCUCUGUCGUGUCUUUUCCGGAAUCGUCUCAUAGACCGAUUCCGCCAGCUGCUUGCCCCGACGAUGUCGGAGCCAGUCGCCCCUAAUUCGACUAACGGUCCCGCCAAGAAGCCAGCUUUUGACCAUGAGAAAGUUACCGUCGUCUUUGUUCUCGGUGGACCAGGUGCUGGGAAAGGAACGCAGUCCGAAAGGCUGGUCCAGCAGUUCGGCUUUUCUCACCUUUCAGCUGGAGAUCUGCUCCGAGCCGAGCAGCAUCGUUCUGGAUCCGAAUUUGGUGAACUCAUUCGAACACACAUCCGAGAAGGAACUAUAGUACCAAUGGAAAUAACUGUUAAGCUACUCGAGAAUGCAAUGAAGGCUGAGAUCAAGAAGCGUGAGGAAGAAGGGGUUUGGUCGGGCGGAAAGGGACGGUUCCUUAUUGACGGAUUCCCUCGUAAAAUGGAUCAAGCAUUGAAAUUCGAGGAAGAUGUGUGUCUUGCUUCACUCGUGCUGUUUUUCGAAACAACUGAGGAAGUAAUGCUGCGUCGCCUUCUCGAACGUGGCAAGACGUCGGGUAGAGAAGACGAUAACGUGGAAAGCAUUACAAAACGCUUUAAUACUUACAAGCAGCAAACGAUGCCUGUCGUCGAAUAUUACGCGGCACAGGGCAAAGUCGCUCAGGUGGACAGUACGAGAUCAAUAGAGGAAGUCUAUAGAGAUGCGGCCCAGUGGAUAGAAAGCAUCCUUAAGAAGGACGCAUCCUGACAUUUACCAGAUUAUACAGUUGUACAGCUUUUCUAGACGAAUAUACCGAAACGUAGGACUUUGGAAUCU
Fomitiporia mediterranea MF3/22 is the source of this 835-nucleotide messenger RNA. Its product is annotated as UMP-CMP kinase. Gene Ontology annotation, biological process: 'de novo' pyrimidine nucleobase biosynthetic process; CDP biosynthetic process; UDP biosynthetic process. Gene Ontology annotation, cellular component: nucleus; cytoplasm. The transcript has 5 exons. NCBI's taxonomy places the organism in Eukaryota, Fungi, Basidiomycota, Agaricomycetes, Hymenochaetales, Hymenochaetaceae. Gene Ontology annotation, molecular function: ATP binding; UMP kinase activity. The coding region runs from base 86 to 766 and encodes 226 amino acids. The record is from RefSeq and is a predicted model, not a curated record.